Talaromyces proteolyticus is the source of this 522-nucleotide messenger RNA. RefSeq lists its product as uncharacterized. The transcript has a single exon. The record is from RefSeq and is a predicted model, not a curated record. The coding region runs from base 1 to 522 and encodes 173 amino acids. NCBI's taxonomy places the organism in Eukaryota, Fungi, Ascomycota, Eurotiomycetes, Eurotiales, Trichocomaceae.
AUGAAGUCCAAGCCCUAUGAGCAGCUCAUCAGCGCCUUGGAGGCUAUUGACACUCAGAGCGCCAACGUUGUCCCUAGCAACUUCGCCCCUACCAUUGACGAGGCCGUCGUCUUCUCAGACUAUCUCCAGGGCUCCACCUACGGCAACGUCACCCAAUUCCCUCUCCUUCUCGGUAACUUCGACUUCGAGGCCAGCCUCUUCCGCGCUCUCGACGACCUCAAGAAAUAUAUCUUUCCCGGAAUCUUACUGGGAGGCUUUCAACUCCCAGGCCUUCGUUUGCCCGUGCUCGACAAUGCCAAUAUCUUCGCCAACAACAAGAACCCCACCUGGCGCUAUCGCUGGUUUGGCGCCUUCAUGAACACAGAGAUCACUACCGUUCCCUUCUCUGGCACCUGGCACGCCGGUGAGCUGGCCAUCCUCUUCGGCAACGCCUCGCCCGCCAGCUCGGGCAUUCCUAACAGCACGGCAGCGGAGGUUUUCCUGUCGAUCAAAGUUUCCCACAUAGGACUGACUAAGUUCUAA